Molecule: messenger RNA, 867 nt
Organism: Eimeria mitis
Lineage: Eukaryota; Apicomplexa; Conoidasida; Eucoccidiorida; Eimeriidae
Exons: 5
Coding region: 1-867 (288 amino acids)
Source: RefSeq, a predicted model, not a curated record
AUGUCUUCUCAAGGCUCAAGCCGGGGGGCGGGCCAGGACCUGCGGGUGCUUUUUUUGCACGAUCUGGAUUCAGCCCCUGGCAGUGAAAAGCAGCGCCUUCUGGAAAAGGCUCUUGGGAAACAAAGAGUGAAGGCUCCCAACUUGAAGACACGACAGACCAUCAUGGUCUUUGUCCUCAUCUUCUUGAUCCUGACCAUCUGCCUCCUCAGCACGGUCAUAGCAGCUGCCGUGCUGGCGAAGUGGUAUGUCGGCUUGGGCGUCUUUAUCGCAUCGGGAGUAGUGCUCCUUCUGACGUAUUGGUUCGGCGGGAAGGCUGCCACGCGCUACAUGUGGCAAAAGGCCAUUCGCAUAGCAGAGAAGAAAUUUAGGGAACAGCGAUCCAACGUCAUCGUCGCCACGUCCUUCGGGUCCGUGGUUUCCCUCAGCAUGGAUAUCCCGAAAGUGCCAAUGUACUCUAGAUUUAUGCGCCUGCGCAACGGCUUCACGCUGCACGGGAUCCCCUACGUUGUGAUUGUGCACGGCUCGGGGGAUAAAACUGUUCCUCUGGAUGAUUCGAUCCGUCUGCUUGAAACAGCAGAUGGGCCGGGUCGCAGCCGUCUAGAAGUCAUAAAUGACACGCAUACGCUGAAGUCUAUUAAGCCGGAGGAGCUGCGUCAGUGGGUGGAGGAGGUGUACACACAGGGGAAGCAGCAGGUGAGGGUCCUCGCCGAUUCCGGCGCAAAGAAUGUGGACCCGUCCUUGUAUGAGUGGGAAGAUCAGGAUACAGACGCUACGAGGGCAGCUAAGCAAGGACACGAAAAUGGAGACGAAGAGUCGAGCAGAGGAACCAGCGCCACGCAGGAGCCAGCAGGGACUGGCAGCGUCUGA